AUGGCCAAGCACACUAACGCAGGAACAGCAGCUUCCACCCUCUCCAAGCGUGUUCCUAGCAGCACCCACAGCAGCAGCCCUGCAACUUGCUGCAAUUUUCCAGCAACACCAGAAGCCUCCUCCGGCCACAGCACUAUUGAUAUGGGUUUAGAAACCCAGAAUCUGAAGGCCUACUUCCUCCCCUACCUCACUCCCAGCCACAUGAUCCCACUCGCAGACAUAGCCAUGCUGUUCGCGGCACGUGGGGUGGACGUGACCAUAUUCGCCACCCCGCACAAUGCCCUCCUCCUACAGAAAUCUGUCGACUCCGCCGUCGCCUCCAGCCACCUCGUCAGCGUCCAGGUCUUCGACUUUCCCUCCAAGGAAGUCGGAUUGCCCGAGGGCGUCGAGAGUUUCAGCUCCGCAGGUUCCAUUGAAAACGCCGCCAAGGUGUUCCAAGCUUUCAUGAUACUCCGACAACCCAUGGAGCUGGUGAUCCGAGAAUCCCCUCCCGACUGCAUCGUCUCUGACACGUACUGCCUCUGGACCUCCGAUCUGGCCGCGGAGCUCGGGAUUCCGAGGAUUUGCUUCCACGUCAAGGCAUUCUUUGCCCUGUGCGCCGCCGACAGCAUUUCUUGUUACGCACCCCAUGAAAAGGUGCAAUCCGACGAGGACCCAUUUUUGCUGCCCAACGUGCCUGGUGAGAUCCGGAUGACGAGGUCGGAGCUCCCCGAUUGGGUCCGAGUUCCUAGUGGGUACACCCAUUUCAUGAACAAAGCUGCUGAGGCUGAUUUAAACUGUGAUGGAGUGGUCUUGAGCAGCAUCUACGAGCUGGAAAGUAAGUACGCGGAUCACUAUAGGAAUGUUCUUGGGAGAAAAGCUUGGGCCUUGGGACCCGUUUUUCUCCAAGGUCAGAAUAAGAAAAAUCCUCCUGUUGAUCAUCGUCACAGCUAUGUGAUGAAUUGGUUGGAUUCUCAGAAACCUAACUCUGUUCUUUACAUUAGUUUUGGAACUUUGACAUGUUUUAGCUCAACUCAGUUACUGGAGAUAGCAAUGGCUCUUCAGUCGUCGGGAACACAAUUCAUUUGGGUUGUUCGACAGGCAGAUGGAUCGAGGGAGUCGGAAUGGUUGCCAGAAGGAUUUGAAAAAUGUAUUAAAGGGGACAAUAAGGGUAUGAUCAUAAGGGGUUGGGCACCUCAGACAUUGAUCUUGGAACAUCAAGCCACCGGGGGGUUCGUGACUCAAUGUGGGUGGAACUCGAUUGUGGAGAGCGUGACUGCAGGGGUGCCCAUGAUUGCAUGGCCACUCUCUGCGGACCAAUUCUACAACGCAAAACUAGUUACUCGAGCCCUGAAAAUUGGGGUGGAUGUGGGUGUUAAUCAAUGGAGCCAGUUGGUUCAAGAGAGUGAAUCAUUUGUGAGUAGGGAGAAGAUUGAGAAGGCUGUGGGCAAACUAAUGGGCGGGGGAGAAGAGGCGGAGGAGAUGAGGAGGAGGACGAAGGAGUUUGGAGAGUUCGCAAAGAAGGCCGUGGAAGUUGGUGGUUCAUCUUACAACGAUCUGACCGAUUUGCUUGCCCACGUUGAAUCGCGCAAACAAAAAACGCAGAAGUAA
Molecule: messenger RNA, 1590 nt
Organism: Malania oleifera
Lineage: Eukaryota; Viridiplantae; Streptophyta; Magnoliopsida; Santalales; Ximeniaceae
Product: probable UDP-glucosyl transferase 73B6
Exons: 2
Coding region: 1-1590 (529 amino acids)
Molecular function (GO): UDP-glycosyltransferase activity
Source: RefSeq, a predicted model, not a curated record